Hirundo rustica (Barn swallow) is the source of this 6503-nucleotide messenger RNA. RefSeq names its product VPS8 subunit of CORVET complex (gene VPS8). Gene Ontology annotation, molecular function: protein binding. The coding region runs from base 14 to 4195 and encodes 1393 amino acids. Gene Ontology annotation, biological process: endosomal vesicle fusion; protein targeting to vacuole. Lineage: Eukaryota; Metazoa; Chordata; Aves; Passeriformes; Hirundinidae. Gene Ontology annotation, cellular component: HOPS complex; late endosome; CORVET complex. The record is from RefSeq and is a predicted model, not a curated record. The transcript has 45 exons.
AGCCGGCCCGGCCAUGGCCGCGGCCCUCGAGCCAGCGGAGGCCGAGCCGUGCCCGGAGCCCCCCGCGCACCGGCUGAGCGUGGCGGAGCUCGACCGUGAGCUGGACUCUCGCUGCGAGCUGAUUGAUGACAAAGAAUUUGACAUUCCUCAAGUUGAUACCCCUCCAACGCUGGAGAGCAUCCUAAAUGAGACUGAUGAUGAAGAAGAAUCUUUCAUUUUGGAGGAUCCCUUUCUCUUGAACAUCGAUAACACGGAUACACACUCCUAUGACACCUCUUCUGUGGCCAGCUCUGACAGUGGGGACAGGACACACCUGAAGAGGAAGAAAAAACUCCCAGAUUCUCUCUCACUCCAUGGAUCAGUGAUACGGCUCUCACUCCUGAAAGGAAUUUCUGCCCAGAUAGUGUCUGCAGCAGACAAAGUGGAUGCUGGCUUGCCCACUGCAAUCGCAGCAUCAAAUCUGAUAGCAGUGGGGACUUCCCAUGGGUUAGCACUGAUAUUUGAUCAGAACCAGGCUCUCCGGCUGUGUCUGGGCAGCACCGCGGUUGGGGCCCAGUACGGGGCCAUCUCUGCUCUCAGCAUCAACAAUGACUGUUCCAGGCUGCUCUGUGGCUUUGCAAAAGGACAGAUCACCAUGUGGGAUCUGGCCAGUGGGAAGCUGCUGCGCUCAAUAACCGAUGCCCACCCUCCAGGAACAGCCAUUUUGCACAUCAAGUUUACAGAUGAUCCGACACUUGCAAUCUGCAAUGACAGCGGAGGCUCCGUCUUUGAACUGUCAUUUAAGAGGGUUAUGGGAGUGAGGACGUGCGAGUCUCGGUGUCUCUUCAGUGGCUCCAAGGGGGAAGUUUGCUGUAUUGAGCCAUUGCAUGCAAAGGUUGAUUUGAGAGACCAUCCUAUCACCCAGUAUUCACUGCUGGCCAUGGCCUCCCUCACUAAGAUCCUGGUUAUCGGCCUGAAGCCAUCUCUGAAAGUGUGGAUGACCUUUCCCUACGGUCGUAUGGACCCUUCGAGUGUCCCUCUGCUGGCGUGGCACUUCGUGGCUGUGCAGAACUCGGUGAACCCCAUGCUUGCCUUCUGUCGAGGAGAUGUCGUGUACUUUCUUCUGGUCAAGAGGGAUGAUAGUGGUGCAAUACAUGUCACGAAGCAGAGGCAGCUUCACCUACACUAUGAUCUCAUCAACUUUACCUGGAUCAACUCACGGACAGCGGUGCUGCUGGACAGUGUGGAGAAGCUGCACGUCAUAGACCGUCAGACUCAGGAGGAGCUGGAGACCAUCGAGAUCUCAGAGGUUCAGCUGGUCUACAACAGCAGCCACUUCAAGUCUCUGGCCACGGGGGGCAAUGUCAGUGAGGCCUUGGCACUGGUUGGAGAGAAAGCUUGUUACCAGUCCAUCAGCAGCUGUGGCGGUCAGGUCUUUUACCUUGGAACUAAGUCUGUUCAUGUCAUGACAUUGAGAAGUUGGAGAGAGAGAGUUGACCACCUUCUGAAACAAGAACGUCUCACAGAUGCCCUGGCUCUUGCGUGGUCCUUUUAUGAAGGUAAAGCAAAGGCUGUUGUAGGCUUGUCUGGGGACACGAGCAAGAGGAAAGCAGUCAUUGCUGACAGAAUGGUUGAAAUCCUUCUCCAUUAUACCGAUCGGACUCUGAAGAAAUGUCCUGACCAAGGGAAAAUCCAGGUUAUGGAGCAGCACUUUCAGGAUGUGGUGCCUGUCAUCGUGGAUUACUGUCUCCUGCUGCAGCGCAUGGAUCUAUUAUUUAACCAGAUAUAUGACAAGAUGAGUGAGAACUCUGUAGCCAAAGGCAUCUUUCUGGAGUGCUUGGAGCCGUACAUCUUGAGUGAUAAGCUGAUGGGAAUCACAGCUCAAGUGAUGAAAGAUUUGCUGCUUCACUUCCAAGACAAGAACAGGUUGGAAAACUUGGAAGCCUGCAUUGUGCAUAUGGAUAUCACCAGUUUAGACAUACAGCAGGUGGUUCUGCUGUGCUGGGAAAACCGCCUGUACGAUGCCAUGAUCUACGUCUACAACAGUGGGAUGAACGACUUCAUCAGUCCCAUGGAGAAGCUGUUCAAAGUCAUUGCUCCUCCUCUGAAUGCUGGAAAGUCUCUCACAGAUGAGCAGGUGGUGAUGGGCAACAAGCUGCUUGUGUAUAUAAGCUGCUGCUUGGCAGGCCGUGCAUAUCCGUUGGGUGAUAUUCCUGAAGAUCUGGUACCCUUGGUGAAAAAUCAGGUGUUUGAGUUUCUGAUCCGGCUGCACUCAGCUGAGGGCUCUGUGGAUGAGGAGGUGUAUCCCUAUGUUCGCACCCUGCUGCACUUCGACACACGGGAAUUCCUCAACGUGCUGGCUCUGACUUUUGAAGACUUUAAGAAUGAUAAGCAAGCUGUGGAGUAUCAACAGAGAAUUGUGGACAUUCUUCUGAAAGUCAUGGUGGAGAAUUCUGACUUCACCCCAUCACAGGUUGGCUGUCUCUUUACCUUCCUUGCCCGGCAGCUCGCCAAGCCCAACAACACCUUGUUUGUCAACAGGACACUGUUUGACCAGGUGCUGGAGUUCCUGUGCAGCCCGGAUGACGACUCCCGGCACUCUGAGAGGCAGCAGGUCCUUUUGGAGCUGCUCCAGGCAGGAGGGAUUGUGCAGUUUGAAGAGAGCCGCCUUAUCCAAAUGGCAGAGAAGGCUGAGUUCUAUCAGAUUUGUGAGUUCAUGUACGAGCGGCAGCUUCGCUACGACAAAAUCAUCGGCUGUUACCUGCGGGAUCCCCUGAGGAAGGAAGAGGUUUUCAACUACAUUCACAACAUCCUGUCCAUGCCUGGCUACAGUGCUGAGGAGAAGCAGCUGGUGUGGCAGAAAGCUUUGGACCAUAUAGAGGAGCUGCUGGUGCUGAGCCCAGGUAAAGCAGCUGACCUGGCAGCCAUUCACUUCAGCGAGCAGAUCGAGAGCAUCAUCUCAAACCUGCAGGACCAGUUCUUGCUCUUCCAGUUCCUGAGGAGUCUCCUUGAUCCAAGAGAAGGCAUUAACCAAGACCUGCUACACCUCCCACCCUGUAUCACUGAGCAGUUCAUCGAGCUGCUCUGUCAGUACAGCCCUGACCAGGUUCUGGAGACACUCAAAGUUCUAGAAUACUGCAGACUGGAGGAAACCAUCCAGAUAACCCAAAAACAUCAGCUCCAUGAGGCUUCUUCAUAUUUACUAGAGAAGAAGGGAGAUAUCCAUGGUGCCUUUUUGGUUAUGCUUGAGCGAUUGCAGAGCAAGUUGCUGAUGCUUACUCAAGAUGAUGAAAGCUCAGCUGAACCCUCCUUGCUAGAAAAUAUUGAAGAUACUUUAAUGAAAACAAUUGCUCUUUGCCAGAGGAAUUCUCAUAGUUUAGACCAGCAGCAGAGAGAGGCCCUCUGGUUUCCCCUGCUUGAGGCCAUGAUGUCCCCACAGAAAUCCUCCGGUUCGUCGCAGUGUCCAUACUCUGAAUCUCUGAAGAGUUUGACAAUGCAAGUGCUGAACAACAUGGCUGCGUUUAUUGCCCUUCCCUCAAUCCUGCAGAGGAUUCUCCAGGAUCCAGUUUAUGGAAAAGGGAAACUUGGAGAAAUUCAAGGGCUUGUCCUGGGAAUGCUGGACACUUUUAACUAUGAACAAACCCUUCUGGAGACAACCACGAGCCUUUUAAACCACGAUCUCCACUGGUCCCUGUGUAACCUGAGAGCCUCUGUCACCAGAGGCCUUACCCCCAAGCAGGAUUACUGCUGCAUCUGUCUCCAGCAGUACAAAAGGAGGCAAGAAACUGCUGAUGAAAUCAUUGUGUUCAGCUGUGGCCACUUGUACCACUCGCUGUGCCUGCUGAGUAAGGAGUGCGGGGUGGUCACCAAGGGCAUCAUGAGGUGGAUGUGCUACAAAUGCAACUCGAGCAACAAGGGAGGGAAGCUGAGUGAGAACUUCUCAGAGCUGAAAAAAGGAACUGCAGCAUCCCUGGCACAGAUGAGUUCAGAGUCUGUGUUGGAUCCUCAGCAAAUCCAAGCUUUUGACCAGCUCUGCCGACUCAACCGAGGCACCUCCCGACUGGCUCUCCUGACAGAGCUGGCACGUGGGGGCCACGGCGGCAGUGACAAGCACGGGCUGCUGAGCGUUUCCCACGGGGACCCGGCCUCCAGCAGCGUUUUCCAGAAUGAGAACUUCCAGCUGCACCUGACGCCCCCUCCGCUGACUGAAGAGUAGCGCUGCUGCCCCGGCCGGGCCACGGCUGCUCCCGGGGCGUGGUGCCUGGAAGUUUUCCCACCACCACGGGCUUCUCCCCCACACCGCCUUUCCCAGGACCCACCGUGCUGACCCUCACCGGGCACUGGGGGUCAUCGGUGGGUGAUGCCUCAGCUCUGCUUUGGCAGUGGUGGGGCAGCUGAGCUGGAACUCCAGGACAAGCCCCAGCAUGCUGAGGCACCCGGCCUGUGCUGUGCCAGGGACUCAUGGCGGCAGCAGGAACUCCUCUAAGUAAUUGAAUCAGCUCUGCUCCUCUGGAGGAGCCUGUCCUGUGCCCAGAGGCCCUGUGUCCCCGUGCUGUGCUGGUUCUGUGGCUGGGGGCCACACCUGAGUUCUGUGUUCUGCUAAAAGCAGCUAUUCAGCAAGGCCUAACCUUGCUGUCUCAUGGCAGCAGCCAGGGGGUCUGAGGGCACAGAAUGGGCAAAUCUGGAGAAGGCUGAAGAACACAGGAAAUGACACCUGAGUGAGCAAACUGACCUGCACAUAUGGUGUUCUGCCAACCCAUUAAAGAGGUCCUUGAUUGAAGUUCCCUGUGUGACCUCUGCACUUCUGUGAGUGUGCUGCUGGUAAGAGAAAGAUCCAUCUUGUGCCUGUGGGUGAAGCUGAACCCUCCCCUGUCACUUUGUUGUACCUGUGUUGGCGGUGGGAGGAGUGUGUCUCUAAAAAAGGUGCCUCAGGCCCUUGGGAGCUGCACGGGGUGAGGGGUAGGUGUGAUGGGCACUGAUGGUCCCAGAAUCUUUAACACUUUGCUCUCAGCACUGCACACCAAUGUUGGUGGAGUUUCUGUACUGUCACACACACUCCUCUUCCUGUGCUCACUUUAGCACUGACACUGGGGUGUUUUGGGGUGCCCUCGGGGUCCCAGCUGAUCCCAGAGCACAGCACCAGGUGGGUGUUGCUCUCCCUGCACACAGAACUCCUGUGGCUGAUCUGUGCAGAGCUCAUGGAAUGGCAGGAACACGGGAAGCACCAGAUGUUGUGCAGAGCUCACCUGGGCAGGAGCAGUGCCACACAGCUGAGGCAGCUCUUUCCAGCUGAGUCACAGCUGGGCCAUGAGGCUGCCCACCAGCCCCAGCACCCACCAAGGCCUGGUGUGCUCCCCUUGGUUCUUCCCUUUGUCUGCCCUGCUCCGGGGUGUGUCAGGGCUGCCAUCGGAAGCUGUGAGCAGCUCUUCCUUUGCUGAAAGUCCUGGAAUGCUUCUCUCUAGCAUGGAAAGCACACAGGCAGUUAGGACACGUAGGAGGCCAGUUGUUCAGUAUUUUAUUCAAGAGAAAAUAUACACACACCUCUCCCUGGCAGGGGGAGCAGCCAGCCCAGGGCAUGGCUGCAACAACACGGCCACACCCGCGUUUGUGCAAAGGAAGGAGCCCCGUUUUCCGCGGGAGCGUUCCCGAGCGGGGUGUGUGAUGGAGCAGGAGAUCCCCGCGGCCGAGCCCCGCCCGAGCGCUCUCCAGCAGCCCCAGCGCUCCCCAGAGCGCCGCUGACAUUUUCCAGGAGCAACAGAAGGAAGAGGCAGCUUAUUGUGCUUAAGACAUCUGAACAAAUCCUGGGUAGGAGACACUCACAGCUUGUGGGUAUUGCUAAUUACUUACAGUUAAGAAAGAAUGGAUCCUGACGAGGAUCGGGCCCUGUGGAGUCUCUGCCACCAGCACCCCCGAGGCCACCGCGCUCCCAGCCAGUGCCCAGGCAGGGCUGUGGCUCCUGCUUGCCUGCAAACAAGGUGAGCUGUGCUGGGCAGGGGGUCCUGCUCACCUUCCCUGCCCUCGGUGCCCCAGAGAGAGCUGGUGAGGAGCUCCCUGCCCUUGGCAAAGGCUGUGCUGUGCCAGCCCACCCAUCCUGGGAAGGAGAAGCCAUUCCCAGGGGAGGAAGAGCCUUCCUCUUUAUGGGAGGAAAACUCAGAGGCCGGGCAUGAGAGUGAGCUCGUUCAGCUCUCCACUCAGGUUACAAUUGAAAGGUUAAAUAUGAAUAAAUGCUGUAGGUUUAUACAUAAUGCUUCCUUCUACCUAUGGAAUGUGUCUGAAUGGUCCAAAGACACCAAAAAUGUUAAAAACUGUAGUUAGCCAAGAAAGACAACCCCACCCUUAAAAAUGAAAUAAAUCCUAUGUAGUUUUACUACAGCCUUUGUUUAAAUGCGCUCAGAAAAACAGAGUAUUUUCAGGUGCCUUGUGAGAAUGUAUCCGUUCAUGCAAUGGCCCAAGUUCCUCGUUUCACAAGCAUUGCACAUUUUUAUGUAAGUCAUCAAAACUAUAAAACCUAUUUUUGUCUGAAA